UUGUCGUUGGGGGAAGUUGUGAGUGACCGGAGAAAGGGCUAGGAGCGGUGGUGGACCGGCCGCAAAGCCCAGCGAGCGAUUACCUUGUUCUCGGCUGCUCGUGAUAUCGGCCCCGGACAGAAAUGUCGAGAAGACGGCACAGUGACGAUAAUGACGGGCAACCUCACAAACGGAGAAGGACAUCUGAACCAAUUGAAAUUGAAGAUCGGUUGGAAUCUUUGAUAUGUCGUGUCGGAGAAAAGAGCACAUCCUCAUUGGAGAGCAACUUGGAAGGUCUAGCCGGAGUUUUAGAAGCUGACCUGCCAAACUAUAAAAGUAAAAUCCUAAGAAUACUUUGUGCUGUAGCACGACAGCUUCCUGAAAAGUUAACCGUAUACACAACACUGGUGGGGCUAUUAAAUGCAAGGAACUACAACUUUGGUGGAGAGUUUGUUGAAGCUAUGGUUCGACAACUCAAGGAAACUUUGAAAACAAAUUUAUACACCGAGGCAGUUUUUUCUGUUCGAUUCCUGUCUGAUCUUGUGAACUGCCAUGUGAUUGCAGCUCCUUCAAUGGUGGCAAUGUUUGAAAAUUUUAUCAGCGUAACACAAGAGGAAGAUGUACCACAGGUACGCUGUGACUGGUAUGUGUUUGCAGUACUCUCUUCUCUGCCCUGGGUUGGGAAGGAGCUGUAUGAGAAAAAAGAUGUAGAGAUGGAUCGAAUCCUAUUACAGAUUGAAAGUUUUCUGAAGAGACGUCAAAAGCAUCAUGUACCAAUGUUACAAUGCUGGACUGCUGAACAACCUCAUCCACAGGAAGAGUACUUGGAUUGCCUUUGGGCACAAAUUCAGAAAAUGAAAAAAGAUCGUUGGCAGGAGAAACACAUCUUAAGGCCAUAUUUGGCGUUUGAUAGCGUACUCUGUGAGGCCUUGCAACACAACUUGCCACCUUUCACCCCACCGCCUCACACAAAGGAUUCCAUCUAUCCUGUGCCACGAGUCAUUUUCAGAAUGUUUGACUACACAGAUGCCCCUGAGGGCCCAGUAAUGCCUGGUAGCCACUCUGUUGAGAGGUUUGUGAUUGAGGAGAAUCUGCAAUGCAUCAUCAAAUCUCAUUGGAGGGAAAGAAAGACAUGUGCUGCCCAGCUGCUUAGUUAUCCUGGAAAGAACAAGAUUCCUCUGAAUUACCACAUAGUUGAGGUUGUCUUCGGAGAACUUUUCCAGUUGCCGUCACCUCCUCACAUUGAAGUCAUGUAUACAACACUGUUGAUUGAACUCUGCAAGCUGCAGCCUGGCUCUUUACCGCAGGUGCUUGCACAAGCUACAGAGAUGCUAUAUAUGCGGAUCGAUAGGAUGAAUACAAUUUGCAUAGACAGAUUUAUCAAUUGGUUUUCUCAUCAUUUGAGUAACUUUCAGUUCAGAUGGAGCUGGGAUGAUUGGUCUGAUUGUUUGGCUUUGGACCCCGACCAAGCCAAACCAAAAUUUUUGCGUGAAGUGUUGGAAAAAUGUAUGAGGCUUUCCUAUUAUCAAAGGAUAGUGGAUAUUGUACCUGAGAACUUUGCAGCUCUGUUACCUGCUAAUCCACUGUGUAUUUACAAGUAUGGCGAUGAGAGCAACAGUUCUCUGCCUGGUUAUGCUGUGGCUGUCAGUGUCUGCAAUGCUAUUAAAAGCAAAGCAAGCAAUGAUGAAAUCUUAAGCAUACUAAAAGACCUACCAAAUCCUAAUCAAGAGGAUGAUGAUGAUGAUGAAGGAUUCAGCUUUAAUCCUUUGAAGAUUGAAGUUUUUGUGCAGACUUUACUUCACUUGGCUGCCAAAUCCUUCAGCCAUUCCUUCAGUGCUUUGGCAAAGUUUCAUGAGAUUUUUAAGACUUUGGCUGAAGGUGAUGAGGGCAAACUACAUGUACUAAGAGUCAUGUUUGAUGUUUGGAAGUGUCAUCCUCAGAUGAUGGCUAUGUUGGUCGAUAAAAUGAUCAGAACACAGAUUGUAGACUGUGCAGCAGUAGCAAACUGGAUCUUCUCUUCAGAAAUGGCACACGAUUUCACUAGGUUGUAUGUCUGGGAAAUUCUUCACUCCACUAUCCGGAAGAUGAACAAACAUGUACAAAAGGUCCAGAAGGAACUUGAAGAGACUAAAGAUAAACUGGAUAAACAGCACAAAAGACGAGACAGUGAUGAUGACUAUGAUCAGAACAGUGAUGAAGAUGAAGAUGGUCCUUUGGAAGAACAGAUUGAACGUCUUCAGGAGAAGGUUGAAUCUGCUCAAAGUGAACAGAAAAACCUCUUCCUAGUAAUUUUCCAGCGUUUUAUAAUGAUCUUGACAGAACAUCUUGCAAGGUGUGAAACUGGUGGGAUUGAUUUUAACACACCUUGGUAUAAGAACUGCAUUGAACGUUUACAGCAAAUUUUCCUCCAGCAUCACCAAAUCAUUCAACAGUACAUGGUCACUUUGGAGAACCUGCUGUUCACAGCUGAGCUGGACCACCACAUACUAGCUGUCUAUCAGCAGUUCUGCGCUCUUCAGUAAUCACAAUUGUGUACUGCAGUCGUAUUUUCCAAAUCCCACCUUUUUUUUUUGGCACUUCUUUCAGUCUUUCAUCAAUGAGUACAAGCAACAUCCUUGUAUUGAUAAUACCUUUUCUGAAGCUUUUUUGCCCAAUUAUCUGUGAAAACCAUGGAGCAUGAAGAAAGUUGCCAUUCACAUUAGAAAGGAUUCCUCUCCUCAAAACAAACAAAUAGACUUUAAUAGUUAGAGACUGUAGAGGCUCAAGAGAUGAACAUACAUAAUUUGAUUUAAGUCUUUUGGAAUUGACCUAAGUUUUAAAUUUGCUUUGUACUUGGUCUGGUUUGGUUUUGGAUACAGUGUAAUACUGCAUCUUGCUAAUUAAUACCUGAUCUCUCCUUAUGAUCUACUUUCCAGUUUAUACAUUUAAGUUGCAUGUUGUAACUUGUCUGAAAUUGUGCUCCUUGAUAGUAGACCAAAGUUUUGAAUUUAGACGUUGUAUUGUGUUCUUUUGGUUCUAGCAACAGCAAUAGGUAACUCUAUUGAUAUCAAUGGGACUGAAUUUAUUUGGGAUACUGUCCUUUUUUUAAAAAAAAAUGAGAGGGUAUGCUGUUUUAAAAUUUUAUAAACCCAUCCAAGUCACACAGAGUGGGAAAUGGAGAGAUGAAGCUACCACAUAGUUGAAAAAACUAAUUAAUAUUUUUUAUAAUUCUAAUGAAAGUGACUGAAGGCUGAUAGCAAUGUUGUAAUUUAUUGGGUCCGGUCACUGUUAAGCCAUCUAGUCGUAUUACAGAAGGUCAAGACCCCUUUUGACUGACCAAUUAGACUUGUACUUAAACAACCACCAGUUGGUCAUGUCUCAUAAAAAGGCUUUGGCUUGUAUCUGUAGCAGCAAUGAGCCUGAGGUGAAAGUGGCGCUGUGUACAAAAGCAGAGUAUCUAUGCCCGAGCUAAUCCUUUAUACAAAUCACCAUUGCAAAAUGGGACUUGUUUCAUGAUCAACUAACCCCCUAAUGCUGUGUUAUCUUUUUAUUCUUCAAAAUUCUCACCCUGCUACCAAUUCCCACAAAAUGCUAAUGUGACUUACUGAAAUGAAGGUAGAGCUUGUGUUUUAAGUCAUGAAGCUAUGAGCAAACUGUAUUAGCAAAUCAGAAACAGCAAAUGGGUGAACCUCUUGGGGACUAUAGGUUAAUUUUAUUGAAUUCAUACAUUCUUCCCAAACUGCUUUUCUUUCUUUAGACACCAGAUUGUGUAUAAAACAGGAUACCAUCCCUCGGGUAUAGUUUUGUUUUAAAACCCUGACAUCUGUCUAAUUCAAUAUUGAGAGAUCUGGCAAUACCUGUAUUCAGAGACAUUUAGUUUAGUAAAGUUUGAAUACUGCCAAGUAAAAGAUGACUUUGCAAUUUUGAUUAAAUUUUUGAAUAUUUUACAGAAUCUAAAGCUUACCCUGUCCUCUUCUUGGGUUCUGACACCUGAGCUAAUUAACCUUUUUUCAGAAUCCAUUCUGCUUUUGUUGCUGCUCUUGUACAAGACAUGUAUCAACCUACUUUAUAUCAUUUCCAGUUCUUUGAAUUGCGUAUCAUCUGUGAAAUGAUGGACCACUUUCCAUUCCAUUGCUAACCCCAUUAAACAGUGUUGUAAGGAAUUAAUAUGAAGUCCUGUUUCUACAUAGUUCUGACUGGAUGAAUCAAAGGAAAAUAAUCUAAUGAAUACUAAAAACAUAUCUUGCACAGGUCUUUUUUCUACAAUGCUAUAUUUCCAACAGCUGUGACAGAUAUGCAACUUUUACCCUUUUGCAAUUCCAAUUUCACCAAGAUUGGUUUCCAGCCAAAAUUGGUGAUGAUUUGGAUAUUGUUGAUGAUAUGUUUGCUACAAAUAUUGCCCAACUUAUUGAACUUGUGUAUCCAUCAACUUUUGACAGUAUAGGAACUGAGACUGAGAAGAAGACUGCCUUUUUUAUUGUUUCAUUGACAGUCCUGAGAUUCUUUUCCCUCAACAUUUUUCAAUUUGUUUGUUUCUGAUCCACUGCACCAAUAGUCUUAUACAUUUCCUGUCUUUUAUUUGUAGACUGUAUUUGCCAAAACUGUUUUUCUCAACUGUGUAUCUUGCCUUGCAACAAGCUUCAAGUUAUUCUGCGUGCAUUCUUCUUAUGGAUUGGCUCCUGAUAGUCUAUCUCCCUAAUCAUCUGUCUUCUAACCAUUGUUCUUAUUGUUUCUUAUUGCAAUCUACUUUCCACCAACUUUAGUUAACCUAUUGCUCUACCUAGAGCUAGUUUGGAAGAAGAUUGUGGAACAGGCUACCACAAAAAUUUGUUAAAGUCAAAAGUAUGGAUGUAUAUUAAGGGAAAGUGGGCAGUCAUUGAGGAAGAAAGGAAUAGAUGGCCAUGAUGGUACAUUUUUAUGAGAAAGGAUGGGAGGCUGAAGUGGAGAAUAAACGCAAAUUGAAUGGUUGGGCUGAAUAGCCUGUUUCUGUGCUGUACACUACUAUAUAAACCUAUCUAGGAGAAAGAAAAAUUGAUGAGAGAGAAAAGAAAAUUUGGAAAUGUUGCCAUUUUACUAAUGGGGCAGCAAACUACUCUAGCGAUACUCACUAAUUAUUCUACCUCAGACAUUAAACUCUCUUAUUGCACAAUUUUGAUUUCAAACCUGCACUUGAAUAUUUGGGAGGUUGUUUGGAUAUUGUUACACUGCAGAGUAACUUGGUAAUUCUUGGUGCAGUGCAUCAGAUUUAGCUGAGCUGGGCCAUGUUAUGACUCAUCAAACUCAAAUAUCAUGGACACAAAGACAGGAGAUUGCAAACAUCUUUGAAUUUGGAACACUUAAUGCUGAUACCAUAUGUAACUUGAACUAUGACCCCAUGUCCCCUUGUACUGAUCGUAUCUCAAAGUCAUUCUUUCACUUUAAAGAUUGUGUUAGACCUUGUUUGUCUGGAGUGUGGCAUUUUCCACCAGACUAGCUAUUCAUCAGCUUUUGAUCACCAAAGGCAAAGUCUUAGGAUAAACCAAAAGUGAACAGCUGGAUUAUAAUUGGAGGAAAUAUGUUGCAGAUAUUGGGAUUUGUGAGUUUGCAUCCAUGCCACAUCAAUUCCAGUACAUGCUUAAAACUAGAGAUGUCUUAAGUUGGCUCAUUGGUUAGCACAUUCCAUUGCGAUCCUGUAUUUUUGAGCAGUCCACAGUUUGAAUAUAGCAUUGAUUAUUUCUAUUUCCUUUACAACAAUAGGAAAAAUGAUUGUUUGAAGCUUUUGCUGUUGUGUAUUGCGUUUCAUUAUGGCAUAGUUGGAAUUGAACCUAGCUUUGCAGUAACCAUUAAGUAUCAGUUUACAUACAAUCUGAGAAUCACAGGUGAUGUUUAAAACCUCUUCUCCAACUCCCUGAGAUUUUCGAAAUGUGAAGUCGAAUUUUAUAUAUCCUUCCUGAUACUACCCAAAACUUAGAACAAAUUCCAUAUCUUGACCUCUGCUUGCAAUUUAAUGUUCUGAACCAUCAAGUUAUCCUUGUGGCUCCUUUGUGAAAUGACUGUAAUGUAUCGAAUUACACUGGGCCAUUGAAUCAAUUGUGGCUUUUGAAUCCUCUGCUUCACAGACUGCAAGGCUGACUAUGUUGUAUUGAAAAGUAGAAGCAAAGAACUUUUCCUUUUAAUGCCGGUGGUGCUACUAUCUCUCAGCCAGCAAGACUGAGUGAAACAUUCAGAAUGCUGUCCCAUGACAGGUAGUUGCAUACUUUGCCUGUGGGUGGCACUAUAAAGUCAGCAUGAAUGUUAAACCAUGAUAACCUGAUAGCUGUAUUGUGGCUAUGUCUGUACUUCAGCCUGAAGAUCCAGGUUCAAAUCCCAUUCACUUUGGAGGUGUAUCACAGCAUUUGUGAUCAGGCCAAUUAAAAUAACAAGCCCUAUAAAGGGACAAAGGUUGACUAGCUCACUGAUUAAGAAAGGGAAGACCCCAGGAAUACAAAACUAGUGAGCACAAGAUAAAAGUGGUCUUUCAAACAUUAUAUUUGACUUAAAGCCUUACUAGCAAAGUAACAAAUUAGAAUGAUGCAGGUCCUGUUAUAAUGAACAACGAUUGGUUAGCAAUGCGGAGCUGGCCUCUGACCUGAAGUUCCUUCACAUGGCCUGAUUCUUGGAGCAUAGUCCUGUAACAAACCAUCAUAAUGCAGGACAAAAAUUUUCAUUGAAAGCACAGAUAAUUAAUUGUUCUAUACCAGUGGAGUGCAUUUUCCAGUAUGCCUGGGAAUGGAGAUGGGAUGGCCAGCAAUGGGACUUUGAGGGUGUUGAGGUUAAUUUUACAGUGCUCAUUCAUGUUAAAAUAUGUUGGUGACAUAAUCAAAUGAAUAGCUUCUCUUGAUUAUGUUACCAUCAGAUUUUGAGUUGUAAAUCAGUGUGAAGUGCCAAAAAUGGAUAGUUCAAUUCAGGUGACAUUAAAAAUGUUUACAGUUUUAUAUAUUCAUUUCAAUAGUUUCUGUUUGCUAAAAGGAUUUUUGUAGUUUUAAUGUUUGUUCCUCAAUACAAAGCUGCUGGCCAGUGAAUGUUGAAGAUUAGAUUGCUCUGUUGCAGUGUGGGAGAAUGGGGUGGAUUUUAUGGACCAGCUGGCAUUUUCUGGCCAUCUAUUUGUAUAUUGUAAUUUUUUUUCCUUCGCAGUGUUAUGUGUAACCUCUGUAGGAUGAACAGCAAGGACUGGCCUACAGUUAUGCUGUCAAAAAAUUUUGAAAUAAUAACAUCCCAAAGCUGUAGAGUACUGACAGUCUGCCCGUGGGGAGAGCUGACUGCUGUCUUCUAUGUGGUAAUGUGAGAAAGUAAGGCAUCGUCACUUCCUAUACCAUGAAAUAAAAUUUAAAUUCCCAGUGCUUUCAGUUACCCUUUCUCAUGUUUUCCCAGCUCGCUCAAUGGGCACAGCAUUGAAUCUCUUAAGCUCAGGGUUGUGGCUACAAGCUGUUUGUUGGGCAUUUUUUAAAAAACAAUUAAGAACCAGAGGGCACAGUCUUAAAGUGAUUUACAAAAGAAGCAAACAGAAAUGAGAGAAAGCUUUGGAUGAUUAUUUGGAUAGAAAUAACAUGCAACAGUGUGAGGAAAAAACAGAUGAUUGACAGUAGAUAAUGCUCAUUUAAAGAGCUAGUGCAGACAUGUGCCAAAUGGCCUCUUCCUGUUCUGUUACAGUUGAUUAUGUAAUGUUUUUUAAAAACCAAAACUCAGGAAAGAUGCUGGUAAAUGUCAGUAUUGGAAUAGUUUUUCAAAAGUAGCAAAUGUACAGAAAUGCUCACUUUAUUAAAAGAAAAUCAACCUA
Messenger RNA from Chiloscyllium plagiosum (whitespotted bambooshark), 7753 nucleotides. It is a transcript of the gene ncbp1, whose product is annotated as nuclear cap binding protein subunit 1. Gene Ontology annotation, molecular function: RNA cap binding; protein binding; mRNA binding. NCBI's taxonomy places the organism in Eukaryota, Metazoa, Chordata, Chondrichthyes, Orectolobiformes, Hemiscylliidae. Gene Ontology annotation, cellular component: nucleus; nuclear cap binding complex. Gene Ontology annotation, biological process: mRNA export from nucleus; regulation of mRNA processing; nuclear-transcribed mRNA catabolic process, nonsense-mediated decay. The record is from RefSeq and is a predicted model, not a curated record.